CGGAAGUCAGGUGUCAUCCCUCCCCCGCUCUCUGCUCAGAAGCCCGCGCGCCAACUCUCGAGAGUGAGAGCCCGAUCCGGCCACGCUCGUAUUCAAAUCCUGUGGCGAUUCCUCCCGAUUGUGGCGCGCAGCUCCAGCCUCCGCAACCAUAAAUUGCAUUCUGUUGCCUGUUGCGUCGACUUCGAUUUCAUCUACGAGCUGCGUUUCGAGCUGGAGAGGAGUGACAGUCUGCGGAGUGUGAGCUGAGCGCGAGCUGGAGCUGAGCCGAGUGUGAGGCCGUCGUCUCGAGGAAGUGGUCGAUUUGUUGUGAGGCCGUCGGAGAUAAUGGCUCAAAAGGAGGGGGAGAAGUCUUCGAAAGGGAGGGCGGAGAAGAAGCCCGCAGGCAAGACCAUAAGGCCGAAGGGGGAGAAGAAGCCCAUGAGCAAAGAGGGCGGAGCGACGAAGGAUCUGAAGAAGAAGAAGGUGAAGAAGGGUAUGGAGACCUACAAGAUUUACAUCUACAAGGUUCUCAAGCAGGUCCACACCGAAAUGGGAAUCUCUUCCAAGGCUAUGGGGAUCAUGAAUUCGUUCAUCAACGACAUUUUCGAGAAGCUGGCGCAGGAGUCCGCGAGGUUGGCCCGGUACAACAAGAAGCCCACCAUCACUUCCCGCGAAAUUCAGACGGCGGUCAGACUCACACUACCAGGGGAGCUGGCGAAGCACGCCGUCUCGGAAGGAACGAAAGCCGUCACUAAGUUCACGAGCGCCUGAGCUUUCUGCCAGCAACCUUCAUCCCUACCGCAUCGAGCUGUCGCCGACAUGGCUCACUGAAGGGUGCUUUGUGUUUUCCAGCAAUGCGGCUUCAACCUGCUUUCGUGUAGUCCUUCCUCGCACGCAGAUUCGAGCGGUACCAGCUCGGAGGAUGUCACACGGGAAACCGGCCUUUCUACGCUUUCUCCGAAGUCCACGAGCGUAGGUGCCGACUUUUGACACAGUGCAGAGUGCUGAUCCUCAGCAUCAUGAUUUACAUCGACGGGAAUCACUUUUGGCUUUUGAGUCCGUCCUGGAGCAGGCUUUGCCAACUCCAACUCAACGCCGCGCUGAAGUGUAGGUGGUGUCAUUUCUCGAUUAUUGGAACCUGUCUAGCCAUUUUGUAUAUUGGUCUCCGCAACCUUUGUAGAUACCCUUUCCGAGAGGCUGUGUGUCUUCUCGACGCACCGAGGCCCACAUGUCCGUGUCAUGAUCGCAGAGUUGGUAAUCUACUCUAGUGUAUUGUUGCUCGCCAGGAUCCUGUUAUACCCUUGUUACGGGUAAACAAAUGUUCGUCUUUCAAUUUGAUCAAUAUCUAAUUCAGAUUU
Messenger RNA from Marchantia polymorpha subsp. ruderalis, 1337 nucleotides. NCBI's taxonomy places the organism in Eukaryota, Viridiplantae, Streptophyta, Marchantiopsida, Marchantiales, Marchantiaceae. The record is from the annotation of a GenBank genome assembly.